Arabidopsis lyrata subsp. lyrata is the source of this 694-nucleotide messenger RNA. RefSeq names its product probable aquaporin PIP1-5. Gene Ontology annotation, cellular component: plasma membrane; vacuole; plasmodesma. The coding region runs from base 1 to 507 and encodes 168 amino acids. Gene Ontology annotation, biological process: transmembrane transport; response to water deprivation. Gene Ontology annotation, molecular function: water channel activity. The record is from RefSeq and is a predicted model, not a curated record. The transcript has 4 exons. Lineage: Eukaryota; Viridiplantae; Streptophyta; Magnoliopsida; Brassicales; Brassicaceae.
AUGGGUCAAGAGUAUAUAGAACAGGUCUCGGACAAGAUAUGUUCUUUCGGAGGUCUUGCGCCAGGUGGCGAAAGAUCCGAUUCGGCGAGAAAUCGAUCAAGGAAGCUUCAAUUUCUUGUUGCAUGUAUAAAUCAAGCCGUUAAGGAUCAACUGCAAAAGGAGGAGGCUUCUGUCAUCAAUGAAGGGUUUCAACCAGGGCUAUACCAGGCGAAUGGCGGUGGAGCUAAUGUGGUGGCUCAUGGUUAUACAAAGGGUUCAGGUCUUGGUGCAGAGAUUAUUGGAACUUUUGUUCUGGUUUACACUGUUUUCUCAGCUACUGAUGCUAAGAGAAGUGCCAGAGACUCUCAUGUCCAUAUCUUGGUGCCGCUUCCAAUUGGGUUUGCUGUCUUCUUGGUACACUUGGCUACCAUCCCAAUCACUGGAACCAGCAUUAACCCGGCCAGGAGUCUCGGAGCUGCCAUCAUCUACAACAAGGAUCAUGCUUGGGAUGACCACGUAAAUGCUUGAGAGGUUUAUUAAUAUGAAAAUAUAUUAAAGAAGGUAACGUAUGGCAUAAUUGAAUGCCAAAUUCUGAUUUUUGUGUGAUACCAAUACUUCAAACAUACUGAAGUUUUUAAAGACAUGCAUCACAAUUUUCGGAUGAAGUAUUCAAGACAAGAAAAUAUACCAAAUCUAAUUAUAUUGUGAUACAACA